AUGAUAGACGAAGAUGACGAAUUUACGGAUGGCGAUGAAUUUGAAGAACUCUCUGCAUCCGUACUGGCAGAUGGUGGCAAGAAAUGUACCAUUUUCCUUGUUGAUGCUUCACCCAAAAUGUUCGAGAAAUACAAAAGUGUUGAUUCAGAAAGCGAUUGUUCAUUUCGAAGAGCUUUGAAAAUUGUGCGUUUGCAAAUGGUCAACAAAGCGGUAACUUCAGCAUUCGGAGAGUAUACUUGUUGCAUCCUCUUAAAUACUCAAAUUAAAUCGCAUUCAAUCGACCAUGUAUAUGUUAUGCAAGAAAUAGAAGAAGUGUCUGCUGAACGAAUCAAAGAAUUAGAUCAAUUAUUAAAAUCAGAAAAUAUAUUGUCAGCUUUCAAGGCCAUAUAUGGUGGACAUGGUCACUGUGAUUAUAGCGAAGCACUGUUUUUAUGCAUUAAAAGAAUGACUUCCCGAACCCCUUAUUUCCGAAAACGGACUGUUUAUUUGUUCACCAACGAAAUGAAUCUAUUUGGUGCAAAUAAUCAGCAUCGUGUUGCUGCCUGCAAAAAUGCUGAUGAUCUUCGCAAUCAUAACACAGAGUUUUUGAUCUUUCCACUUAUUACUGAAAACGAUACAUUUGUAUUCAAUAUUUUGGAGCAGUUUGACCCAGAUGUUGAAAAGAAUUUCACAAAUAUUGGCGAACUGGAAAAAGAUAUACCAAAGAAGCAGUAUGCACAUCGAAAUAUAACAGGCAUGAAUUUCGAAUUCGGAAAUGGAUUGAAGUUUUCAGUUGGAAUUUAUUCUUUGCUACACUCAGAGAAGAUUCCUCAGCCUGCGAUUCUAAAUGCUGAAAAAAAUGAAAUUAUGCAGCGGUCAUAUAUAUAUGUUAAUAAAGAGAGUAAUGAGGAAAUACCAAUACUUGAUAAGGAAAUCAUUCUAAAGCGACAGAUCGGAGGUGAAGUUGUUGAUCUAUCCACAGAUGAAGUCGAAAAGUUGCGAAGGCUAACACCUCCAGGUAUGGUAUUACUCGGAUUUAAACCUCUUUCGUGUCUUAAAAUCACGCAUCAUGUCCGAAGCUCACAGUUCGUUUAUCCUCUUGAAAAGGAUAUUUUGGGUUCUACUCGAAUGUACCGUACUCUUUAUGAAGUUUGUAUGAAUCAGAGGAAAAUGAUUAUAUGUCGAUAUACUCAAAAAACGAAUGUACCGCCAAAGCUUGUCGCUUUGGUGCCACAAGCGUCCGUUGCUGAGGAUAAUUCAAAAGACGAGUUCAAUUCAAAAUUUCGUUACCCUGGGUUUCAUCUGAUAUAUUUGCCAUUUACAGAAGAUAAGCGUGAUUUCAGCGAACAAAUGACUCAUCCGGACGGCGAUUGGCCAGCUGCCUCAAAGGAACAGAUUGAAGUCGCAAAAAAAUUGGUGAAAAAACUUACAUCUGGUUAUUUCCCCGAAAAAUUUUAUAAUCCAGUAUUGCAAAAACAUUAUAAAGUGAUUGAAGCUCUUGCUCUAGAUUGUGAUGAAAUAGCGGAAGUUCAAGAUCAGAUCCAGCCAUAUUUUGCGUACAAUAAUUUUCGGAAAAGGGUAGAAAAGGAGCUGGACGAAUUUCGUUCCUGCUUACUGUCUGAAAGUUGCAAUUCAGAGCAAAAGUGCAGUAAGGAAGCAAAAAAGACUGAUCAUAUAACAGGUAACACAUGGAAUACAAAAAGGAAGAAAUCGUUGGACGAAAGCUUGCUGUAUUUGGCUAGUAAUCACUUGUUAGAGAAGAUGACGGUAACGCAGUUAAAGAAGAAAGCAAUCGAGGAGCUCGUCUACAUUAAACCAUAUGCUAAAAAGGCAGAUAUCAUUGAUGCAAUUGAGAAGCACUAUAGAAGCACAUAA
Messenger RNA from Brugia malayi, 1854 nucleotides. RefSeq names its product ATP-dependent DNA helicase II, 70 kDa subunit, putative (gene Bma-cku-70). Gene Ontology annotation, cellular component: Ku70:Ku80 complex; nucleus. The transcript is spliced from 17 exons. The record is from RefSeq and is a predicted model, not a curated record. The coding region runs from base 1 to 1854 and encodes 617 amino acids. Gene Ontology annotation, molecular function: telomeric repeat DNA binding; damaged DNA binding; double-stranded DNA binding. NCBI's taxonomy places the organism in Eukaryota, Metazoa, Nematoda, Chromadorea, Rhabditida, Onchocercidae. Gene Ontology annotation, biological process: cellular response to X-ray; telomere maintenance; double-strand break repair via nonhomologous end joining.